Dreissena polymorpha is the source of this 1720-nucleotide messenger RNA. RefSeq names its product isocitrate dehydrogenase [NADP], mitochondrial-like. Gene Ontology annotation, biological process: isocitrate metabolic process. Lineage: Eukaryota; Metazoa; Mollusca; Bivalvia; Myida; Dreissenidae. The record is from RefSeq and is a predicted model, not a curated record. The transcript has 10 exons. Gene Ontology annotation, cellular component: mitochondrion. Gene Ontology annotation, molecular function: NAD binding; isocitrate dehydrogenase (NADP+) activity; magnesium ion binding. The coding region runs from base 63 to 1409 and encodes 448 amino acids.
UUAUUUAGGACCUUCCACUAGUAUUUCCGGUGCCGGUAAUUCUUCGACACAAGGGCGAAAUUAUGGCGAGUUCUGUCGCAAAAAUUGUGAAAACUGUCAGCAAAACUGGCUGUCAGUUGCAUAAUUUGGCUGCCCCAGUAACACUGAGUGUGCAGCAAAAGAGACACUAUGCCGACAGAAAACGUAUCAAGGUGGCCAACCCAGUUGUGGAACUUGACGGAGACGAGAUGACAAGAAUCAUCUGGGAGAAGAUCAAGGAAAAGCUGAUCUUCCCCUACCUGGAGCUUGACUGCAAGUAUUACGACCUCGGUCUGCCCUACCGUGACGCCACGGACGACCAGGUCACCAUCGACUCUGCCGAGGCCAUCAAGAAGUACAAUGUGGGCAUCAAGUGUGCCACCAUUACGCCCGAUGAGGAACGUGUCAAAGAAUUUAAGCUCAAGAAGAUGUGGCUGUCGCCCAAUGGCACGCUCCGUAACAUCCUCGGUGGGACGGUGUUCAGGGAACCAAUCAUUUGUCAGAAGAUCCCUAGGCUGGUUCCAGGCUGGACACAGGCAAUUGUAAUUGGCAGACACGCCUUCGGAGACCAGUACAAAGCCACAGACAUGGUGUUUGAUGGGCCCGGGAAGUUUGAGGUCGCCUGGACACCUGCGGGAGGCAAGGAGACGAGGACCACGGUGUUCCAGUUCAAGAACGGAGGCGGCUGUGGCAUGGCCAUGUACAACACAGAUGAGUCCAUCACAGGGUUUGCCCACGCCUGUUUCCAGUACGCUAUCAUGAAAAAAUGGCCGCUCUACAUGAGCACCAAGAACACGAUUUUAAAACGCUACGACGGGCGAUUCAAGGACAUUUUCGAGGAUAUCUACCAGAGGGAAUACGUAAAGGAAUUCGAAAAGUUGAAAAUCUGGUACGAGCACCGGCUGAUAGACGACAUGGUUGCCCAGGCACUGAAAUCCAGUGGAGGCUUCGUGUGGGCCUGCAAGAACUACGACGGAGAUGUGCAGUCUGAUGUGGUGGCGCAGGGUUACGGGUCUCUGGGUCUGAUGACCAGUGUGCUGGUGUGCCCAGACGGGAAGACCAUUGAGGCAGAGGCAGCUCACGGCACAGUCACCCGGCACUACAGGGAACAUCAGAAGGGCAAACCAACCAGCACCAACCCAAUAGCCAGUAUCUUCGCCUGGACUCGAGGUCUGGAGCACAGAGGAAAGUUGGACGGUAACCAGGAGCUCAUACGUUGGUCUCAACUCCUCGAGAAAGCCUGCGUGGACACGGUGGACAGUGGAAAGAUGACAAAGGACCUCGCAGGAUGCAUCUACGGCCUUAAGAAUGUGAAGACUGAGCACUACCUUUACACAAUGGAUUUCCUGGAUGCUAUUGACGAAACCUUCCAGAAACUGCAGAAGAAAUAGACUGCCAAAUACCCCUGUGAUAUAUGCUUCGUUCUCGGAUACAUUGUCUACGAUCAUUACUGACCAACGAAAAACGUUGUGUACAUUUCUAAAAAAGAACAUUUUUUUUUUUUCGCUUGUGUGAUAUUUUUCUAAAAAUCUAUUUUUGUGCUGGCAACGAUUUGUGUAAAUGGACAGUUGGUUGUCUGCUUCUAGUGCGUCCCUUUUAUUCAGGAGUGUUUAGUUCAAAUUUGAACUUCAAUUAUUUGUCAUUUAUCAGCAUUAAAAUACGAUGUAUUUAUUAGGAGCAUUUGGAAUAAAUUGACAAAUAA